AAUGGAUGAAAAGCAUUGUUGAGGUAGGACUGUCAUCGUCAGCAACAGGCAACAGAUGUCCAAUAUUAUUGAUUUGUGCAUUGUCAUAAUGCACCUCACGUAACUCAUGUUGCUGAGAACAUAACAAAAGACUAUUGCACUGACAGCUGAUACUAGGCCUGAACAGUAGCUGGGAGAUCGCAAAAGGAGACGACACGCGUAUCAGUUCCGUUGCAAAGAUGGCCGGAUUGAAAGGCUCCGUCAUUGUCACCACUCUGCUGGUACUCACCUUCAUCGAUCCUGUCACGCCAGAUGAUAUGUCCGCCCGGUCUGACCUCCUGACCUUGAUGAAGACUAUCAUGGAUAACAUGAAAAACGGGAAGGACCUUGGUGCGGUCGAGAAGGACCUUUUUAUGAAGGAUUUGAAGACUGCAGCACUGUUCGCCGACCUGGAUGUCUUAGCUGUCGAUCGGGUUCUUAUGACUGCAAAAGAUUUCAACACGGAAGCGAUCUUACGGUGUGAAGAGGACGCCUUCAUCGUGGAGACCAAAGACGUGCACGAGUCUAUCUUUAUCCAGGCUGCUUUGAAGGCACGGUACUCAGACGUCCAGCACUGUGACGGUUUCCGGAUGGGUGUGCACCUCGACAACGUACGUAAGCUGUUCCCAUUAGACCUGCACGUCUGCCCCUUCGCCACUAUGAAUGUUACGCGUCACGGGGACGGUGGGAAGGACAGCCCGUACACCAUGGAGGUCUACGCUGACACCCUCAUUGGCCGCUUGAAUGCUGUUGGUGACAUGGACACGAUUGGAACAAGUCUGAAGGAAGUGUCCAUUCCGCCUGAGCAGGAGACUUACAGCUGUGAGGUGACCAUGACGGCUAAGGCCUUCCGUAUGCUGAUGCAACAACUCAACUGGCUGGGGAAGCAGUUCACCAUCUCCUGCACUCUACAAGACAUGAACGUCACCGUGACAGACAAUGGAGGAUCUCAUUCAUUCCUGAUCAGGCACUCCACCCGGAUGGAGUUGGAGGCCUCCUUGACCGGCCAAGUUCCACCGCGGAGCUUUGUGACUGCUAAAGUGUACAGCAGCACCAGGGUAGAGGUGGCCUCGUCCACAGUCACGCUGCGACUCGCUCCUACUGGGCCGUUGGUUCUGCACUACCAGCUGAAGAAGGAUGCGGACGGUCUGUUGAAGAACCACAGUCACGUCACUUUCUUCAUGGACAGCACACAGCAGUGACAAGCCAACGGGCGUUUUACACACAGAGCUCAUCGCAAAGACUUGUCACAUUAGACGUAGGCAAUUUUUCUUAGCAGCAUAAAGUUACGUUGCCGCGAUGUGUGCCGGUAUCUUGCAUUGCCGGAAUUCCAUGUUUUCAGAAUAAAGAAUAUGUUAACUAAUGUUUCAAAAUAAGUGGAUAGUUGCUUCAA
Branchiostoma floridae (Florida lancelet) is the source of this 1411-nucleotide messenger RNA. Its product is annotated as proliferating cell nuclear antigen-like. The transcript has 12 exons. Gene Ontology annotation, molecular function: DNA binding. The record is from RefSeq and is a predicted model, not a curated record. The coding region runs from base 219 to 1220 and encodes 333 amino acids. Gene Ontology annotation, biological process: regulation of DNA replication. Lineage: Eukaryota; Metazoa; Chordata; Leptocardii; Amphioxiformes; Branchiostomatidae.